AGCAGAGGCAGGAGGAGCAGCAUGGCAGAGCUUCAUGUCCGCUCCGUUCUGGUGACCGGGGCCAAUCGAGGGAUUGGCCUGGGACUGGUCAAACAUUUCCUGCAGUUUCGAAACCCUCCCGAGAGGAUCUUUGCAGCCUGCCGGGACCCCAAGGGAGAGAAAGCACAGGAGUUGCAGCAAUUGGCCUCCAAGCACCCCAGCCUGGUCAUCAUCCAACUUGAAGUCACUGACCCCACCAGCAUCCAGGCGGCUGCAGCCAGCGUCACAGAGCACCUGAAGGGCUCUGGGCUCAACCUCCUCAUCAACAAUGCUGGAAUUGUGAAGUGGAAUUCACUUGAUACCGAGACGCGGGAAGAAAUGUCUGCAGUGUAUGACAGCAACACGAUUGGGCCCCUGCUGGUGAGCCAGGCGUUCCUGCCCUUGCUGAAGAAGGCUGCCCAGGGAAGCCCAACUUCUGAACUGAGCUGCAGCAGGGCAGCCAUCAUCAACAUGUCCAGCUCUGCCGGCUCCGUUGAGGAAGUGUAUUUAUGGGAUUUGGGGCAAAUUAUCUCCUAUCGCUGCAGCAAGGCUGCUCUGAACAUGCUCACCAAGUGCCAGUCCUUGGGCUACCGGGAACACGGCAUCCUCUGUGCUGCCCUCCACCCUGGCUGGGUGCAAACGGACAUGGGGACCAGUUCGGGACUUAAGCCCCCAUUGACAAUGGACGUGAGCGUACAAGGGAUGCUGAAGGUGCUCUGCUCGCUGUCUGAGAAGGACACCGGGACUUUCCUGAACUGGGAAGGGAAAGUAGUGCCCUGGUGAAACACCAGCCCUGUGUUGUGCCAGGAUCCGGGCAGCAGGUCCCUCUGUUGCUGCACUGAGCUGCGCCAAUGUCCUCAG
Messenger RNA from Tinamus guttatus (white-throated tinamou), 879 nucleotides. The record is from RefSeq and is a predicted model, not a curated record. Lineage: Eukaryota; Metazoa; Chordata; Aves; Tinamiformes; Tinamidae.